Molecule: messenger RNA, 2472 nt
Organism: Acanthosepion pharaonis
Lineage: Eukaryota; Metazoa; Mollusca; Cephalopoda; Sepiida; Sepiidae
Source: the annotation of a GenBank genome assembly
AUGGAUUCAUCCUUUUAUUUCUUGUCAUCCCUAAUCCUGCGUUUUUUUUUUUUUAACCUCCUCUUUCCACAUACAAAACUUGUUUUUCAUAAUGCAUUUUUUCUGAACUUGUUCAUUUUUUUUUUCUUUCUACUUAUUCCCUGUGUUGUCAAAUUCCCUCUUUCUAUCUUUCUUGUGUCCCCACACCUCAUAGCCAUUCUGGCCUCAAUUCAGCUCUCUUUUUAUGCUUAUCUCUCAACCAUUGUCCUAAUUCACUUUCUGCAAAUAUGUCUCUCUCCCCUCCCCCAUCUCUCUCCUUUUUUCUUUCUUUGUUUGACAGCCACCAUUUCUUUGUCUAACUCUGUCCCUCCAUCACAUUCUCUCAUCUCUUUGUUCUGUGGUUCUCACCUCCCACCUCUCUUUAUUAAAAAUUUUUUUUUUUUUUUUUUUUUUUUAAAUAUUUUAACUAUUUCUUUCUUUUUUUCUUGCUCAUUUUCUCUUUCUUUUUUAUUCCUUUUUCUUUCUAUUUCUUUUUUAUUCAUUUUUUUCUGGCUCUUUCUUCUUUUUUUUAUUCCUUUUUUCUGGCUCUUUCUUCUUUUUUUUAUUCCUUUUUUCUGGCUCUUUCUUCUUUUUUUUAUUCCUUUUUUCUGGCUCUUUCUUCUUUUUUUUAUUCCUUUUUUCUGGCUCUUUCUUUUUUUUUUAUUCCUUUUUUCUCUGGCUCUUUCUUUUGUAUUCCUUUUUUCUCUAGCUCUUUCUUUUGUAUUCCUUUUUUCUCUAGCUCUUUCUUUUGUAUUCCUUUUUUCUCUAGCUCUUUCUUUUGUAUUCCUUUUUUCUCUAGCUCUUUCUUUUCUCUUUCUUUUGUAUUCCUUUUUUCUCUCUCUUUCUUUUGUAUUCCUUUUUUCUCUCUCUUUCUUUUGUAUUCCUUUUUUCUCUCUCUUUCUUUUGUAUUCCUUUUUUCUCUCUCUUUCUUUUGUAUUCCUUUUUUCUCUCUCUUUCUUUUUUAUUCCUUUUUUCUCUCUCUUUCUUUUUUAUUCCUUUUUUCUCUCUUUCUUUUUUAUUCCUUUUUCUCUCUCUUUUUUUUUUAUUCCUUUUUUUCUUAAUUUUUUUCUUUCUUUUUUUAUUCCUUUUUUCUCUCUCUUUCUUUUUUAUUCCUUUUUUCUCUCUCUUUCUUUUUUAUUCCUUUUUUCUCUCUCUUUCUUUUUUAUUCCUUUUUUCUCUCUCUUUCUUUUUAUCUUUUUUUUUCUCUCUCUUUCUUUUUUUUCUUUUUUCUCUUUCUUUUUUUUAUUCUUUUUUUCUCUCUCUUUCUUUUUUAUUCCUUUUUCUCUCUCUUUCUUUUUUUUCCUUUUUUUCUCUCUUUUUUUUUUAUUUUUUUUUUUUCUCUCUUUUUUUUUUAUUCCUUUUUUCUCUCUCUUUUUUUUUAUUCCUUUUUUCUCUCUUUCUUUUUUUAUUCCUUUUUUCUCUCUCUUUCUUUUUUAUUCCUUUUUUCUCUCUCUUUCUUUUUUAUUCCUUUUUUCUCUCUCUUUCUUUUUUAUUCCUUUUUUCUCUCUCUUUCUUUUUUAUUCCUUUUUUCUCUCUCUUUCUUUUUUAUUCCUUUUUUCUCUCUCUUUCUUUUUUAUUCCUUUUUUCUCUCUUUCUUUUUUAUUCCUUUUUUCUCUCUCUUUUCCCUUUUUCCUCUUUUCUUUUUUUUUUUUUUUUUCUUUUUUUUGUUUCUUUCCCUCUAUUUUUUUUUUUUUUUUUUUUUUAUCUUUCAUUUUCUCUAUCUUAUUUUUCUUUCCUUUUUUCUCUCUCUUUUUUUUUAUUCCUUUUUUCUCUCUUUUUUUUUUUUUGCUUGUUCUUUUCUUUUGGGAAAAGAUGAGAAUUUUUUUUUCUCUCUUUCUCUUUUCCUUUUUUUCCCUUUCUUUUCCCCCCUUUCUCCUUUCUUUUCUCCUUUCCUUUAUUCUUUCCUUUCUUUUUAUCUUUCAUUUUCUCCUUUCCUUUUUCCUUUCCUUUUUUCCUUUUUUUCUCCUUUUCUUUUCUCCUUUUUCUUUCCUUUUUCCUUUCUCCUUUUUCUUUUCUAUUUUUUUUCUCUUUCCCCUUUCCUUUCUCCUUUCCUUUCUCCUUUCCUUUCUCCUUUCCUUUCUCCUUUCCUUUCUCCUUUCCUUUCUCCUUUCCUUUCUCCUUUCCUUUCUCCUUUCCUUUCUCCUUUCCUUUCUCCUUUCCUUUUUCCUUUCCUUUUUCCUUUCCUUUCCUUUUUCCUUUCCUUUCUUUUUUCCUUUUUUCUCUCUCAUUCUCUAUUGUAAACUUUCUUUUUUUUUCUCUCCCUCUUUCUUUUUUUUUUUUUCUCUCCCUCUUUCUUUUUUUUUUUUCUCUCCCUCUUUCUUUUUUUUUUUUUCUCUCUGGUGGUCUGUCUCUUUCCUAUCUGAUACUACUUUUGAGUGGCUACCCACCUGUUUAUUUUCAGCUAAUAUCAGCCAAAGACUCUAUCUACAUUUGCAGUUGUUGAAUUGGGUGUGA